Messenger RNA from Nicrophorus vespilloides, 981 nucleotides. It is a transcript of the gene Ddrgk1, whose product is annotated as DDRGK domain-containing protein 1. NCBI's taxonomy places the organism in Eukaryota, Metazoa, Arthropoda, Insecta, Coleoptera, Silphidae. The transcript is spliced from 3 exons. The coding region runs from base 99 to 950 and encodes 283 amino acids. The record is from RefSeq and is a predicted model, not a curated record.
AUGACAAUACAAGUGUCAUAACAACUGUUCACAUUAGGUUAAGUUUAAGAUAUAGUGGAACAUUCGGAACAUAAGUUUAUUUAUUUAUUUUGUACAUCAUGGACCUCUCUGUUUUAAUUGCGAUAAGCGCGCUGCUUUUAUUAAUAUUAAUGGCAGUGAAUUUGUUCAUCAAAUUAAUACCUGUAGAAGAUGCUGAACCUGAAAAUAGACCUAGACCCAGACCAAAUCGGGUGGUAGGGGAUGCACCCAGAAGGGCCCAAAUGGUUAGGAAUCGUGGUGCAAGAUUGAGGGCAAAUGCUCAACAGCAGCACGAGUCUGACGAGGAAGUCCAAGAGAAUGAGGAGGAAGGUCCUGAUUUUUCCGAUGCUAAGAUCGGUGCUAAAAAGCGUGCAAAGAUGGAGGCAAAGGCCGAGAAGAAAGCCAUGAGGGAGGCCGAGGAGCACGUGAGAGCGGACAAGAAAAAGAGGGAUCAACAAGCGGAGGACGAGCGUAAGAAGCUCGAAGACAAAGAAAAGGCUGAAGAAUUAAAGCGCGAGGAAGAAGAGAAGAAAAUGCGCGAGGAGAAGGAACGCCGAGAGCAUGAAGAGUAUUUGAAGAUGAAGGCUGCGUUCAGCGUGGAGGAGGAGGGUUACGAAGAAGGCGAAGCUGGUAACGAAGAAAAUCUCCUGCAGGAGUUCGUCAAGUACAUUCGCGACCAGAAGGUGGUCGUCAUUGAGGACAUUGCUGCAAAGUUCAAGUUGAAAACGCAGGCCGUCAUCGACAGGAUUAAAGAUCUUCAAGAAGACAACAUAUUGACCGGAGUUAUCGAUGACAGAGGCAAGUUCAUCUACGUGUCGCAGACGGAGAUGGAGGCCGUAGCCAAGUUUAUUAAACAGAGAGGUCGUGUGUCGAUACAGGAACUUGCAGAGAACAGUAACCAAUUGAUUAAUUUAACGCCGGUUGUUAAUUAACAUAAUUUCUUAGGUAUAUAUAAUAUUAUUA